Molecule: messenger RNA, 2817 nt
Organism: Ylistrum balloti
Lineage: Eukaryota; Metazoa; Mollusca; Bivalvia; Pectinida; Pectinidae
Exons: 9
Coding region: 1-2817 (938 amino acids)
Biological process (GO): signal transduction
Molecular function (GO): protein binding; GTP binding; GTPase activity
Source: RefSeq, a predicted model, not a curated record
AUGAUCCUACCAACAGAACGAGAGCUUAACUACAGCAGAUAUUUAGCACUGUUUAAAGGAGAAACUGAAAGUUAUCGACAUGUACGCGUAGUAUUUUCUGGCAGGGAUGCUGCCGGAAAAACUACCGUAUGCCGCCGUCUCCAGAAAAAAAAAGUAAAUCUGAAGUUGCGCAGACCAACCAUUGGUGCUGAUUUACAUCCGGUAUGGUUCUCCAUUGACUGGAAAUUGAAAACCUGGCAGUGUAACAAUCGAUCUCCUAGUACAGUGAUAGACGCACGAAUGGGAGCGAUGAUGACCAAAACAGCAACAUUAGCUAAUAUACAGACAGACACAGAAACAGAGAUGUCGCCUCAUAGUUCGACACACGGAAAACGAAAACGAAGUGAUGAUGAGGCAGGAACACUCGAUAUGGCUUCUCAAGACAUCAAAACAAAACAGGUAUCGCACCAAAGAGAAAUAGAAAUUGCAGAUGAGGCACAAAUAGUCCACGUGGCUUCAUCUGAUACCCCGUCUGAUGUGGUGUUCCUUUCUUUAUGGGAUAUGGGUGGCCAUGCGCCGUUUCAAGCUUCACACAACAUCUUCAUUUCAUCACACGGAGUAUACCUUUUAGUCUUCAGACUAACAGAUUUCAUUAGAGACAAGCUGGAAACUGAUCGGCUUAAAAACUGGGUUCGACUGAUUGGUACAUAUUCCUCAGUUACGUUGAAUCCUGAAAAGCUCAGCAUACAUUCGCCGCCAAUAAUAUUUGUUGGCACAUUUUUGGAUGAAUUGAAGAAAAACAACAGGAACUACGGAAAACAAGUACAAGACAUAAGGUUCAGCGUCUCAAGAUUUCCCGAACUGUCAGCGUUCAACUUCGUCAAAUUCUGCACUGUCGAUAAUAGCCUUGGCGAUGAUCAUGAAGAGCUGGAAGUAUUGCGAGGUUUCAUCACAGAAGCGGCUGAGCACCAAGAUCAGUGGGGCAGAGAACUACCUACUAGAUGGUUAAAGCUCGAGAAGGAUUUACUUGAAGCAAGAGAGAACGGACAGAAAAUAUUGAAAUUGUCGGAGGUGAUUGAAAUGAACAAAACUUCUUUUGCGCCGUUGUCAGAUGAAGAUGAAAUCAAACUUGCGCUGGCAUACCUACACUGUACGAGGUCCGUGAUUUAUUUCCGGGAGUUGGACCAUGUGCUCCUAGACCCCCAGUGGCUAGCCGAUUUCUGUAGUAUCCUCAUUACUGAUGACCAGUUUCUCCCAGAGGCUGACCUGUUGUUGAUCCGAGAUAUGGAGUUAUACAAAUCUAAAGGGGAGUUGACUCAGAAGUUAAUAACUCAUCUGCUCAUUGGCGAAAAGAAUGAAGAAUUUCUUAAACACGCCGAAGUUCUUCUGGCCUUGAUGGAAAAGUUUGGACUCAUAGUGAAAAUGCUUGUGUCGGUCAACGCUACCGACAUAUCUCAUUUCAGUCAAGCGUAUACUAUUCCUUGCAAGUUGAGGGAGCUGCAGGAACAGAACAUCAAAGACAUUACUGAAGAAAUGGAAUGCAUCCGACAGAGAAACGCUGCUGUAUCUAGCACUUUGUGCUUGGUAUUCAAAGAUAAAUACAUACCUGAUGAGUUGUUCAACAGAAUAUUUGCACAUAUCCUUAGAACUUACAUAUCGGGUUCGUUUUCACGGCAGAGAUUCCAGGAAACGGCUACCGGCAGCCAGACGAAUAUAAAUGACAGCGCUUGCUUCUAUAGGGGUUUUGGAUGUUUCGAGGUCAAUGAACUUUGCAGAAUGAUCCUGUCUAUGCAUGCAGUACGGUCAACUAUAGCUGUGACGAUGUUCAGUCCAACAGAAUCCAGGCUUCUUCCAGAUUCAGGCGGACAUAUCAGGCGCACAAUAGAACAAAUUGUACGUGAGGCACUGAAAAUGAGUAACCAGCAACACUUUCUGUUCACAUAUCAACUGCAUUGCAACUUCCACCUGAGUCCGUACGACACGCCCGUAGACUUGCACAGCGUCAUUCACUCAGAGAGGGGCGUGCUUUGUAAAGGUGAAGAUUGUCAAGGUCGACAUCGACUUUCGAGAACGGAUGCUGAAUACUGGGACGUCACAGAGGCUCCAGGACAGGACAAUGCGACAGUUUGUGGUGAUAAUAGUAAUGACAGUAGACUGAAGCAAGAUGGUACGACUGAAAUUGACAACAUCUAUAACAGAAGACCAACACCACGUGAACUUGGUCGCCUGUCACGUCUAGUUUGCGGUAUUGAUUGUGAGCGCUUGUUUGUUACUCUUGGUCUCCCUUACCCCGAUAUCCAGAAUACGAAAUUGGAAUCACAAAACGUGGCGGUCAUCACACAGAUCACCAAGAUGUUUCUAAAAUGGACAAAUGACUACCCGAACCAGACAAUUCAGCAUAUCAAGAAGGCAAUGGAGGAUACUGGCAUGGAUACUGGCCGUAUCAACGAAGUGUUAGUGAUUAACGAGGAAACCGAUAUUCAAGAUAUGGUUCCAAAUGAUGUCUGGAACAGACCCCCUACUAAGGCUGAAAUAAAGGCAAUCGUCACCGAAAUUGGCAACACAUAUUUCAACCUUUUUAUUGAAUUAGGAUUGCCACCACCAAUCAUUGAUCAACAUGCGAUUGGCCAUCCUGUUACCAUCCAGGCAAGACUGAGUGCUCUUCUUCAACACUGGGUGGACAGAUCCCAGACGGAAGCAACCAUAGGGAAGUUAUUGACAGCAAUGAAACUUUGCCAGAUGGAUUGGUAUUCAAUAUCAAACUUGUUAAACUGUGAGGACAGCAUCGAUGAUGAGAUUCCUUCUCGUCACUUAUUCUGGAAAUGUUCUAUCGUCUAA